Molecule: messenger RNA, 2927 nt
Organism: Paramacrobiotus metropolitanus
Lineage: Eukaryota; Metazoa; Tardigrada; Eutardigrada; Parachela; Macrobiotidae
Product: acetylcholinesterase-like
Exons: 7
Coding region: 651-2534 (627 amino acids)
Biological process (GO): acetylcholine catabolic process; choline metabolic process
Cellular component (GO): plasma membrane
Molecular function (GO): acetylcholinesterase activity
Source: RefSeq, a predicted model, not a curated record
CAGUGCCGCCAGCGAAACGCACGGCUAACCCAGGUGGCGAUUGCUGUGUUGGAACGCUGCUGUGUGUGUAUAAGCAUGUAUGAAUUAGUGUUAGAAUGUCUCUCGUUCCUGUCAACAGCACAUCCUAACGUUUAUCUACGUGAUAAUUAGUUGUUAAAAGUGCAAAACGGCGCCGCAGACAACACAGGAAGUUCUUUAAAGGAAAUUGUGUUAUGAUCGAUUUUAAAGCUAACCGACCCGAGCAGGGCGCUGUUGUAUACUCCCAGUUAUCCGAAGCCGUUGCUGCGCAUGUACAAAUUGCUGCCUGCACUUCCUGUCUGCCUAUUAAUACAAUCUUAGGACUCGAAUUUGAUUUCAGCUGACCGCUGACGAGCUGCAUAAUGCACAACAAUGUCCAAGCAGUGUCCCUGAAAUAAUUGCAUUUAUUUAGCGUUUUGCUUGCUUUUUGUUCAAGUAUUUUGUCUUUGCUUUAUUUUCCAUUCACGUCAUGGAUGUUAUUUUAAUAUGGCCUUGGAUAACAGAAUAGUUGCACUGGAAAAUCGGAUUUUUUCGGUGACCUUUACUGAUCCCAAUGUACUGUCCCCUAGGAGGAGUAUCGUUUGUUUAUUCAAUAUAUCCACCAGUAAAGCGUGGACACUAAAUGCAGCAGGAUGCUCAAGUCGCGCAGGCGUUUGUUAUCGCACGGCGCCUUCACUGGAGUGAUUGAUAUAUUAUGUCGGCAUUUAUUAUUUCUACUCUUCUUUCCUGUAAUAAUUCUCAGCCAGAAAGAUCCUCUCGUAGUCCAAACCACUCAAGGAUCAGUCCGAGGCUUUACGGCCACAUCGCCUCAUGGGAAGCAGGUUGAUGCCUUUCUUGGAAUUCCCUAUGCUCAGCCUCCAGUUGGAGAUCUCAGAUUCCGCCCUUCAGUGCCUAAAGAGCCCUGGCAAGGCAUUAUUAAUACAACAAAGCUUCCGAAUUCCUGUUAUCAGCAGAAUGAUACCGCGUUUGGUGAUUUCAUCGGUGCAGUAAUGUGGAAUCCUAACACUCCGAUUAGCGAAGAUUGCUUGUAUAUAAACUUGUGGAUACCACGACCUCGCCCUACCAAUGCUGUGGUAAUGGUGUGGAUUUAUGGAGGAGGAUUUAUGACGGGUACUGCAACUCUGGACGAAUACGAUGGCUCAAUAUUAGCCGCCGAAGAAAAUGUCAUUGUCGUAUCGUUUCAAUACCGUGUUGGUUCACUGGGCUUCAUGUACUUUGGAACGGAUGACAUGCCGGGGAAUGCCGGCCUCUGGGAUCAGGUGCUGGCACUGCGCUGGUUAAAGGAAAAUGUCAAGGCAUUCGGAGGCAAUCCCAACAAUGUGACGAUAUUUGGGGAAAGUGCCGGGGCCUCCAGUGUCUCUCUGCAUCUGCUGGCACCGCCGUCUCGCGAUCUGUUUAACCAAGCUAUUAUGGAGAGUGGAUCGGCAACAUGUCCCUGGGCCACAGUGACACCGGAAGAGGCUCUUAGGCGCUCUCUUAAGCUGACCAAGAUUUUAGGCUGCCGGAAAGAUCCGGUCACACAGAAUCUCGCCCUUAUUACUGAAUGUUUGAGAAAACUUGCUCCCAUUGAGUUUGCCAUGUACGAGUUGGAUGUCACCGGUGGACUUCUGGAAUUCCCCUUUGUAGCUGUCAUCGAUGGGGAUUUUUUACCCCAACGUCCCGAAACCAUUCUACGCAAUGGGCAAUAUAAACGCUGUAACGUUCUAUUGGGGAGUAAUUCAGAGGAAGGAUCCUUUUUUAUGAACUACCAUUUCAAAAAUUUCCAAACAACCGGCGAAGACGUAUCUCUCAGUCAUGAAGAGCUAAUCAAUGCCUACGAAAAUGCCUUUUAUAACUUUAGCCGGAUUGCCAAAGACGCCAUUAUUUUUCAGUAUACCGACUGGAUCCAUCCUAAUGAUCCAACGAACAACGUAAAUUUGUUGGAUAAAGCCAUAGGAGAUUACUUUUUUACCUGUAAUGUCAACGAAGUGGCAAUGGUGUACGCAACCGGAGGGCAAAACGUUUAUAUGUAUUUAUUCAAUCACCGAUCAUCAAACAUGGCUUGGCCAAAAUGGCUGGGCGUACCACAUGGAUACGAAAUCGAAUACCUUUUUGGUUUGCCACUGGAUCCGGCAAGGUCAUACACAAAAGCCGAAGCCGACCUUGCACGGAGAAUGAUGGCUCACUGGGCAAACUUUGCCAAGACGGGGAAUCCAAGUUUUAGAGAAGGUGGAGGUUUCGCUAAACAUUCCUGGCCGGUGUUUACCAGCCACGGAAAGGAAUAUAUGCCUCUAAAUGUUAAAGAACCCGUUAUUGGACGAGGACAUCGUGCAACACAAUGUGCCUUUUGGAAACUUUAUAUGCCGCAGCUGAUGUCCAUGACAGCUAAUAUUGACGAAGUGGAAGCGCAAUGGAAGCUGCAGUUUCAUGAAUGGAACACGAAAUACAUUGUGGACUGGAAGGCGCAGUUUGACCGCUAUGUUCGUCAUGCUCGAAAGCUACAGUCUCACAAACUGUUCGGACAUGAGGAGCUGUAGAUGCGCCUGUAAUCUGAUAAUUAUAAUAAACAACGAUACAAUACUAUGUUAAACGUGUCUGAUUUUUGGGUAUGUGUAAUUACAGUAACCAAGAUGUCCUGCCCGCUAUAACUGCUUAUGUUGCUUUUGUAAUUUCUUGGUAGAAAUGCAUAUACCGCAUAUCGGGAUUGAUGCACAUUUGGUUUCUGAUUUUAUUAUUGCGUUAGAAAAAGAUAUUACAUUCAUCGUAUAUGGCACACUGAUGUAUCGCGAUGUUCCCUAUGAAAACAACUUUUGUGAAUUUUUAUUAUUUGUUGUGUUGCAUUAUUGCCUUUUCUGUAGCUUGUGGUUUGUAAAAGCUUAAAGUAAUAAACAAUAAUAUACCAUUAAUAUCGACACACGAACUUCACCAUA